This is a messenger RNA of Lobosporangium transversale, 1795 nucleotides long. RefSeq names its product phosphatase 2C-like domain-containing protein. The coding region runs from base 106 to 1761 and encodes 551 amino acids. The record is from RefSeq and is a predicted model, not a curated record. The transcript has 4 exons. NCBI's taxonomy places the organism in Eukaryota, Fungi, Mortierellomycota, Mortierellomycetes, Mortierellales, Mortierellaceae.
CUUUUUACUUGCUCCUCUCGAUUUUACCACUCUCUUUCUUUGCUCGACUGGUGUUACAUUGACCUCCUUCCUUCUUUUACUUUCCUCAUUCUGUGUUAAUUGACCAUGCUUGGCCCUAAUGCAACCAGGCCUUUGAGCAUGACCCGCAUCAUGUCGCAUCGACUGUCUCAGUGGAUGCUAAGACCAUAUGCUUUAUUGCAUGUGCAUCGUUUCCUAUUUUUGACCCCUCAGCUAUUGCUCACCAACACCCCGAACGGUGCCACUAAGAGCAAAAAUGGCAAUAUUUCCACUCCGACACUUAUUCAACUCGAUGGGUCUGCAUCUACGUCUCAGCUCCAUACUAGUGCCACCGCAGCCCCAAGCGUUACUGUUCAACCGCAGCUGGUUGGUCAAGAGAUCCUGUUGCCUCCAGAUCUGUACUCUACGGGUCAAUAUCCCGUCAAUGGCACCGCUGCAAGUGUUGCAAGUGCUGCUGUUGAGGAAGAAGAUAAAACGAUAGUGGACACAGCCUCUCCGUCAACGACAACAGCUGCACCGGCAUCAACAGCAACGUCCACAAAUGGUAUGAUUGCUUUCAACUAUCUAUUGGCAGCAAGCUGGCAUCCCAAAUCGCGGCAGCGCCAACAAAUUCUACAUCAACAACAAUUAGAGAAUGCAGCAAAUGAGGAGAGGACCCUGCGUUGGAGGGCCAAGCUGCGGGCUGCGCAUCCACGUCCACAUCCACAUCCGGGGAAAGUCGAUGCGGGCGAAGAUGCUUUUUUCCACGUCUCAACACCAAGUCGCGUUGCACUGGGCGUGGCUGAUGGUGUUGGUGGAUGGUCAGAGAUGGGCGUAGAUCCAGCAUUGUUUUCAUGGGCAUUGAUGAACAAUGCAGAGAACAUCGCGCGACUCACAGACAACAUUCCACCAACCGCGGUUUCAGAGUCAGGAGCAUCAGCAGACCCGACUCUCGCCGCAGGCGGUGAGAGGAGAAUUUUGGAUGCGCAGACGAUUCUUGAUGGCGCAUACAGUGAACUUGUCCAAAGUGGCACGGUCGAAGCAGGAUCAAGUACGGCUUGCAUUCUUUCGCUCUGCAAGCUAACAGGCACACUGAAAGCAUCAAAUCUAGGAGACAGCGCGUUCUUACUAAUUCGAGAUAACCGGUGUAUCUAUGAGUCUCCGUCCCAGCAACAUUUCUGGAACUGUCCGUAUCAACUUACUGUAUUGCCACCAAAACUCCGUCAACAGCAGCACAAUCGACAAGGUCCUGGAGAUAAUACUGAACAUACCGAUAGCGACAAUGAUGUUCACCACAGUUCAAAUGUUCCAAAGGCAAAGGCAGCUGCAAAAAAGAAGGCCUAUGUCCAGGAUCUACCCAAGGAUGCUGUCCAGACAACGCACCAGCUACAGGAUGGUGAUGUGAUUGUAUUAGCAACUGAUGGCUUCUGGGACAACGUGUUUACGAAAGAAGCUAUUGAAUUGGUUGACAGAGAACUGGGAGAUAUCAUUCGUGAGCAGCAACGACAACAUCAGCGACAGUUUGAACGUGGAGUACACCAGGAGCAACAUGAGGUGGUCGAAUCUAAGACGGUAGACGAGAUCUUGGCGAGAGUGCGGGCACUCUCCAAACGCCUUACAAAUACUGCAAGACGUUUCUCGCUGGACUCUAAGCGUAUGACACCCUUCAGUCAGGGAGCUCGUCAUAUCAAACAUGGAGGAAAAAUUGACGAUAUCACAGUUAUUGUUACUCUUGUGCGGUCAACAAAGCCUCAACCAUUGUAAACUUCACUUUUUUUUGCAUUGUAGAAUAGAAGCA